GUGGAACAACGCAACUGCAGAUCACCAGCAAAUAGUGCAAACUACCAUCUUCCCAAAGCGGUGCCCAGGACUGAGGUGUGGGCCAGCACAGCCUGUGUGAGCAGCAUACAGAAAUGUAUGUUUGCAUGCUUCAGAAAGAAGAUGGAUCAGAGAUGCAUGGACUUUACCCACCUAUCUUCUAUCCCAAGAGCAGAGAAAAACGGCACACUUUAACUGUCUUGGGUUCUGCACUGGCAACCCUGGGACACAGCACGGAGGUUUGUUUCCCACAGUCACGCAGGCAGGCCUGCCUGUGCUUACCCCAUCCACCUACAGAUGUGCACUGUGCGUUUGACCCCAGAGAUGCUGCGAGGAGGCUGCGAGCACCGCGGCUGCUGUCCCUAGCACGGCACCUCCCCAGCGCUGCCCUGCGUCCCCUGGGGGUGCCACCGGGGCUGCGCGCACCCCCUGCGAGGAUGUCUCAUAUAAGUGAGAUGUGGUGUUAUCACUGGAAAUGGAAGCUGCAGCACUGUGUCUACUUGUUUACCGUGUAUAUUAUAUGCAUGCAGCAAACAGCUCAUGGAUGCUACAACUGUAGGACUGUAUUAACUGACCCGUCUGGAGUUUUCACUUCUCCAUGCUUCCCCAGUGAUUAUCCCAACAGCCAAGCAUGCAAAUGGAUCAUCCGAGCACCUCAUGGAUUCAUCAUACAGCUAACAUUUAUUGAUUUUGACAUUGAAGAAGCUCCAGGCUGCAUUUAUGAUUCACUGACAUUGGACAAUGGAGAGAUCCCAAUGAACCUCUGUGGAAUCACCGCCAAGGGAUUAUCAUAUAAUUCUACUGGAAAUGAAAUGAUUGUGUCCUUUAAAAGUGACUUUAGUAUCCAAAAGAAAGGUUUUAAUGCCAGCUAUGUACGAAUCGCCGUGUCUCUGAGGAAUCAGAAGGUCAUCAUUCCCCAGGAUCCCGAUGUUGAUGCCGUGUCCAUGGCAGAGACAGUCUUGGUUCCAGAGCUUAGCCAGUUUACACUGUGCUUUGAAGCAACCAAGAGCAGCAGUGAUGACAAUGACGACUGGAAGAUCUUCUCCUACACUGAUUUGUCAUCGAAAGAGUUCUUCGGCUUUGGAAAGACCACAAAAGGCCAUUUUCUGUCUAUCUCAGGGACCCAGUGCUUUCUUGAUAAUGCAUUGCCUCGAAAUGCAGAGUUUUUCACAGGAACCUUUGAACAGCUCUGUGUAGUAGGGGAUAGCUUCUCGGGUGCAAUAGGUGUAUAUGCCAAGAGUACCUAUCAUAAUGUAUACUGUCCGGCUAUGUUUGGCAAAGUUAUCCCUGGAAACGGUAGGCUGGUGCUGGGCUCUAACAGCAAUGAAGUGAGCUCUCUAAAUGGAGACAUUUACAACUUCCGCCUCUGGAAUUUCACCAUGAAUGCUCAAACACUGGCCAACCUCAGCUGCGAUGUGAAAGGAAACAUUGUAGACUGGGAAAAUGAAUUCUGGAGUAUUCCAACUUCAGCACUGAAAGCAGAAAACAAUUUGAGUUGUGGCUCAUACCUAAUUCCUUCUUCUACAAUUGAACCAACAAGUUGUGCAAACCUAGGAAGCCUUUGUCAAGCUACUGUAAAUGCUACUACUCCUACACCACCCACUGUCACCACUAACAUGCCUGAUACUAAUAGAACCGAUAAGCCAAACAAUGGUGGAUUAUUCUACAGGAUAUCUAUAACUGUCUUUUGUUUGAACUCCAACUCGGAAUCAAAAGUGCAUGAUAUGGUUGCAACAUGGCUAAACCAAACUUUCCAGAACUGGAAUUACACUGUGUAUGUGGUCAAUAUCAGCAUCCAACCUGGCUCCGUAAAAGAGGGAGUAAGAGAAAAAAGAAGCAUCGGUAACAAAAGUUUUGAGGUUUUGGCUCUUCUGGUUUAUAAUUCUACCAACAACAUUAACUUAGAAGAAGAAGAGAUCCGACAGAAGCUCAUAAGUAAUAAUAAUUCCAUACCAGGGGAAUAUAAACUUCAGACCGUGGAAGUUGAUCCAGUGGAAAAAUGUUUAGCUGAAGAAAACCCUCCAAACUAUUUUUGGCCAGAUACUAGACCAACUGUGACUAACUUUACAUUUUGCCAUGGGAGCUCAGUUCAGAUUGCAUCAAGAACCUGCUAUUUGGGUCUGCAGAAUUAUACAUCAUACUGGGGCCAACCAGAUCUUAGAAAUUGCACAGAAAAUGCAGCUGAUAUUGCCAAUCAGCUUCUGAAUCUCACUGGUGAAGGGCAGCAGUUAACCUCAGACAAAGUAAAUGAUGUUGUCCAGAAGCUCAAAAAAAUUGUGAAUGAUGAAGAAAUUGAUGAAUCUCUGGGUUCUACUGUGGUGACAAUUUUUUCCAAUAUUCUAAAUAGUUCAGACAGUGUAUUGGCAGCAUCAUCAUCAGAAGCUCUAAAAACUAUUGAUGCCUUAGCUUUAAAAAUUCAGUUCACCGGACCAUCCAUGAGUAUUUCAACACGAAACCUCGCACUUGGAGUGUCUGCUAUAAACUCAACUUCAUUCAAAGGUUCUACUUUCAGUGUCAGUUCACAGAAUAAUGCAUCUGAUUUCCAGAUAGACUUUGACAAGGACCAGACAAAUGCCUUUGCUUCUGUUGUUCUGCCACCAAGUUUAUUGAAGAAUUUAAGUCAAGAUGACUUUGAAAUUAUAUCGAGGGCUCAAUUUACUUUCUUCAAUAAGAAUGGCCUUUUUCAGGAUGCAGAAACUCCUGCCAACUUGACCAGUUUUGUUGUGGCAUGCAGUAUUGGAAACAUAACUAUUCGGGAUCUUCAGGAUUAUGUGAAGAUUACGAUUAAGCAUACCAAAACUCAAGAAGAUCCUAAGCCUACCUGUGUCUUCUGGGAUAUGAAUAAAAAUGGUGGCAAUGGUGGCUGGAACCCUACGGGUUGCAAAGUGGAAGCAGAAUCCAAUGAAAAUGAGACAGUUUGCUUGUGUAACCACCUCACACACUUUGGGGUCCUAAUGGACCUUCAGCGAACCACUACAGAAACAGACCCACGGAAUAACAAGAUCCUCACUUUCAUCACUUACAUAGGCUGUGGGAUAUCUGCUAUAUUUUCAGCUGCAACUCUUCUGACAUAUAUUGCAUUUGAGAAGCUGCGAAGAGAUUAUCCCUCCAAAAUUCUGAUGAAUUUGAGCACAGCUCUGCUCUUUCUCAACUUGAUCUUCUUGCUUGAUGGUUGGAUUGCAUCGUUCGACAUAGAUGGCCUCUGCAUAGCUGUUGCUGUACUUUUGCACUUUUUUCUUCUGGCCACCUUUACAUGGAUGGGACUAGAAGCGGUUCAUAUGUACAUUGCUCUAGUUAAAGUGUUUAACACCUAUAUACGGCGUUAUAUACUGAAGUUUUGCAUCAUUGGCUGGGGUUUGCCAGCUCUAGUGAUAGCAAUUAUUUUAUCAAGCACAAAUACUAAUGCAAGUCAGAUUUAUGGCAAACAAUUGUAUGGCAAAGAUGCUAGCGGGCAACUAGGAGACAACUUCUGCUGGAUCAAGAAUGAAGUUGUCUUUUAUGUGACUUGUGCUGGAUACUUUGGAAUCAUGUUUCUCUUAAAUGUUGCCAUGUUUGUGGUGGUGAUGGUGCAAAUCUGUGGGAGGAAUGGGAAAAGAACUAAUAGGACUCUAAAGGAAGAGAUCCUGAGGAACCUCCGUAGCGUGGUCAGCCUGACUUUCCUCUUGGGCAUGACAUGGGGCUUUGCUUUUUUUGCCUGGGGUCCCUUAACUUUGCCCUUCCAGUACCUCUUCUCAAUUUUCAACUCAUUGCAAGGUUUAUUUAUAUUUGUAUUCCAUUGUGCCAUGAAAGAAAAUGUGCAGAAACAAUGGAGGAGACAUCUCUGUUGUGGCAGAUUUCGACUGGCAGACAAUUCAGAUUGGAGCAAGACAGCAACCAAUAUUAUAAAGAAGAGUUCUGAUAAUCUUGGGAAAUCCCUAUCCUCUAGUUCCAUUGGCUCCAAUUCAACCUACUUAACAUCCAAAUCAAAAUCUACAACAAACACUUAUUGCAAACGAAGCAGCCAUACAGAGAAUAUUUUUAUUGACAAACCAUCUUCAAAAUUUGCCCAAGAGGAUGGAGAACAGACAUCCAUCAUCCCAGUCCAUCAAGUUAUCGACAAGGUCAAGGGAUACUGCAAUCCUCACUCUGACAACUUCUAUAAAAAUAUCAUCAUGUCUGACACAUUUAGUCAUAGCACAAAGUUUUAGCUGGACUUCUGAAUUUUUUGAACUAAAUGAAGCCAAAAAUCUGUCUGGAAUUGAGAAUACUGGAUGUUUUACAAUGUGACCUGCCUAGUAUUUUUUCUCAGUUUAUAAUGUUAUCCCAUUAACAGCUUCCAUUUGUGGAACAAUUUUUCUACCUUUUUACUGUUGUAGAAAAAGACAAUUUUCCACCAAUAUACAGAGCUGUUUUAAAAUAUAUGCCAGCCAACAUGAUACCUGGACAGCUAAUUGUAAUCCUGUGUAAAUAUUUUUUUAAGGCAGAAGAAGAGCCACAAGUAUAACUCUAAAUUAUAUAGUCUGAACAGAAGCAAGUCUUGACUCCUGGAGAAAAUAGCAAACGUCAUGCAGCACAGAUAAGGCCUUACCAAACAGUCUACUGGUGUUCUAUUUCUUUUGAAGAAUAUGGAUUUUCCCUAUAAUACCUGUUAGAUUCUUGCUUCUUGACUGUCCAAUGCCGCCUGGUUUUUGUUGGUGGUGGUGGUGGUGGUUUGUUUUUGUAAAUGAAUAAAGCCCUAACACCAGUGUUAAAUGGUUUUUUUAAACCAUUUUUGACUGAAUAGACCUAAUCAUGCAAAUCUUGCUUACCAAAACUGUAUGUGCUGUAAAUUUAGGCUAUUUUGUAACAAAGUACAUAGAAACGUUUUUAUUACCUAGACUUAGAAGGACCUGCAGGUUGCUAGUAACUCUUUUGCAAAUUUUAAGCCUGUUGAUAUGUAUGGAAACAUACAGUGUUGGGUAUCAUUUGCACUGGUGCAGAACAAGUACAUAGGUAAAUCCAAAGUUUACACAAAGUUACGUUUCAAAGUUUAUUGAACAGUAUGUAUGAAAAGAGGCAUCUCCCAUUGCAACACUUGUUUUAGAAUGUCUGCACCAGUGCGUGCAGUCAUGUUUAAUGUUAUUUUUUGCUAAACAAACAAAAGACAUUCAACUAUAUAUAGAUAUAUAGAUAUAUACCUAGAUCUCUCUCCACACAUACUUUUAUAAUAAUGCACACAAUCAAUAUUACAGAGGAAAUACCGUCUACUACAGACAAUCUAAGAACGAUGAAUGGUGCUAAAACUCAAAUACAAGAUUAAUAUUUUGUAAGCCCACAUAUUCAUUCAUCAGUUUCUGUAUUUCAGAUAUGGUGUAUGUAUAGACACCUCCAACGUUAGCAUAACCCGGACUACGUUUACCAAUAAUAAAUAAAUAACAUCUUUCUGGGCACAUAACAUUAUCAGUAUCAGUUUCCUUCUGCCCCCCAUUGGUUGACUUGACUGAGGUUGUUGGAGGCACAUAGUUUAAACAGUGUUCAGGCAACAUGAAGGAAUUUCACAUAGCUAUACUGUGUGCAUCCCUACACUGAGUUCUGUGUGUACAUACAACAGACAAGAGCAUACAAUGCUUACUUGUUUUAAGCUCUAUAAAUCUGUGAUAUGUUAGCUUGUGACCAUGUCUGCCAAAAGUACGUGAAGAUCCUUGCCAGCGCUUAUAAAAACUUUUACUGCACAUGUCUAUGAAAGCAUGGGCCAAAACAUCAAUGCUGUUAUCAAAUAAUGUUUUCAGAGGAGAAUGUCUCCUAAAGGAUUUUUUUUUUUGAAAGAAAAAGACUUUUUUUUUACCAAGUACUUUUAGCCAAAUACUUAAUUAGCUAUAUUCAGAAGGUGAUCAGAAAGUUAUGCUGUGAGAUUUUCAGUUGCCAAGCAGGUGGAUGCUCAAUGAUUAGGGAUGUGGAUUUGUGCCUCUCUCUGCUCUUUGCACACACUUUUGUGUGCAGAGAUCAUUUAAUGCUGUGACCGCACAAAUGGAGUAUAUUCCCUGGCUGCAAACACCUCGCAGGAGGAGUAUUUCCUAACUGUAUUCUGUCCAGAAACACUGUUGUUUUUACAUGUACCUUAAUGAAACCUCACUCUCCUAACUGCAAGUACUUACAUGGUGGUAUGAAUGAAAGUCAACCUUUUUCACUUAAAAUGUAAUUAUUAAUAGUGAUGAAUGUUGUCUGAUAUCUUUACAGAGGGAAAUAAUGUAGGGAGAGAUUAUGUACAAGCAUUUAUUGGAUUUAUAUAUCAUUCCACUUGCUUAACUACUGUAGAUAAUAGUGUUGACAUAGCAGCUUACUGUGAGAUUUCUACCUGAUUAAGGUGUUCAGAAGUGAAGAGAAGGAAAACCAAACAUUCCUGAAAAAAUGAGGAAUAAUAAAACAUAAUAGAUUAGUAAAAUAUAAAUAAAUAAGUAAAUAAAUAAAAACACAGUAUCCUGACUGAAGCAGAGCUGUAACCUGUCAGUUUAAUGUACAGAUACCUAUAUUGUUGCUGAAUUAAGAUUUUUCUCUUUUUUUUUUACUACCAUGUAGUAAUCUUAAACUGUCUGUGUCAGUUAAAUGCUCUUGAAUACUCUCAGUUCUACAAUGUAAAGCUUCUACUUUGUAGUUGACAUGCUGUAACCUCUCUUGUAUAUACUUAUUUAUUUAUGAGGUUAAAUAUGUCAAAUAUAUUUAGCUCUAUAAUGAUUGUUCUUGUUGCUUUAAAGGUAAGCUUCUGUUUCAUCAUAAAAGAAGAGGGAAUUCUUUUUUUUUUCUUUUUCCAAACACCUUGUGAAACAAUUUACUGUAGUUCUGUAUGAGCAAACAUGUCAACUUAAUUUGUAAUACUAGUCAGUGGAAUAUAGUGUAACUGUUUUGAAGAGGGACUAAAAUGGAAAGAAACAUUUUCAAGUAAACUUUCUUGAUGUUAGUGUUCCAAACAAUUAAAGUCUUUUAAUAGUGAAUCGUUGUUUUUUCUUUUUCUUUUUCUUUUUUAGUGUUUAAUGGCAAAAAUUACUCUGUGGAAUUCUGGAAAAUAAUCUUCUGUUUGUUAAGUAUGUGAGGCAGGUACAUGCCUAGCCAAAAUGUUGGAAAUAAAUGUGCAAGACUAACUUCAUUUUAUCAGAGGAAUUCAUUUUGCAGAAUAUACUUUUCCUUUUUGUGAUUAAAUUGAUGCGAGAGCCAGUGAAUAAUCAGAAAGUUAUGCAAGUUAAUUUAUUUAUGGUGAAAGUUAUGUCAUAGCAAGAAAGGAAAAUCAAGGCAACAGACAAUAUGCUGGGUUAAUAUUUUAGAAGUAAUACAAAUUAAUAAUUGAAAACUCAGGAGUUAUUUCUAUUCAUAUGUUUCUUUCCAGCUGAAUUUAGUCCUUCAUUACCAAUAACUGAUUUAACUUGUAAUCAUACUUUGACUGAUCACUGUUAUAAUAUUGUAGUCAGCCAAUCAAUUAAAUAUUCACACCAAUAUAUAAACAUUAAAUGUAACACA
Anas platyrhynchos (mallard) is the source of this 7485-nucleotide messenger RNA. RefSeq names its product adhesion G protein-coupled receptor G6 (gene ADGRG6). Gene Ontology annotation, cellular component: plasma membrane. Gene Ontology annotation, biological process: adenylate cyclase-activating G protein-coupled receptor signaling pathway; cell surface receptor signaling pathway; heart trabecula formation. The record is from RefSeq and is a predicted model, not a curated record. Lineage: Eukaryota; Metazoa; Chordata; Aves; Anseriformes; Anatidae. Gene Ontology annotation, molecular function: G protein-coupled receptor activity; laminin binding.